Molecule: messenger RNA, 574 nt
Organism: Oppia nitens
Lineage: Eukaryota; Metazoa; Arthropoda; Arachnida; Sarcoptiformes; Oppiidae
Product: histone H4
Exons: 1
Coding region: 158-469 (103 amino acids)
Biological process (GO): nucleosome assembly
Cellular component (GO): nucleosome
Molecular function (GO): protein heterodimerization activity; DNA binding; structural constituent of chromatin
Source: RefSeq, a predicted model, not a curated record
UUAAAUGAAUAUCCAAUGAGAGUGAGUGAGUCCACGUAUAGUCUGUGUUAUUGAGUAUAUAAGUUGGACUAAAACGACAAUCACUUCACUUGAGUUUUAUCUCUUGAUUUGAAUUAUUGUUUAUUUUUGUUGUAAACAAAUCGUAUAAUCAGUCAAAAUGUCCGGACGAGGAAAAGGAGGCAAAGGUUUGGGAAAAGGAGGCGCAAAACGACAUCGAAAAGUGUUGAGAGACAACAUCCAGGGUAUCACAAAGCCAGCCAUCCGUCGUUUAGCCCGAAGAGGUGGUGUUAAGCGUAUCUCUGGAUUGAUCUACGAAGAGACCAGAGGUGUACUCAAAGUAUUCCUCGAGAAUGUCAUCCGAGACGCCGUCACUUAUACAGAGCACGCAAAGAGAAAGACUGUAACCGCUAUGGAUGUGGUCUAUGCUUUGAAACGACAGGGACGUACUCUCUAUGGUUUCGGAGGUUAAACACGCGGUCCACUCAUCAAACAAACGGCCCUUUUUAGGGCCAAUCAAUUCAAUGACCAAAUGAGCCGUUUUUCAUAUAUGUCUUGUUUUAGUUUAAUUCAAUUU